Molecule: messenger RNA, 5156 nt
Organism: Dinoponera quadriceps
Lineage: Eukaryota; Metazoa; Arthropoda; Insecta; Hymenoptera; Formicidae
Exons: 5
Coding region: 185-1243 (352 amino acids)
Source: RefSeq, a predicted model, not a curated record
AAACAAGUUGAUGAGACAUAACAAUGGUAACCUCAGUAGUCGGUCGAUCGUCUCCUGUUUAUUAUUAGGUUUUAUAAUUAUUUUUUUUUAUUUUCGCUUUUGUUUGUGCGCGAAUUUUUAGUUCAGUUAUUACAUAUUUGUUUGGUGACAAUUCAAUAGUUAUUUCGUUAUCUUAUAAUUAAGGAUGAAAAACGCUAAAGUUAAGAAUACAAGAGCAUGUUUGGAACAUUUCAGCGACGAAGGUGGAUAUUUCGAUGUUGUUGUACGACCAAUGUUGCAACAAGGACACGAAGGAGAAUUAUGCAGCUGGUUGAAAGAAAUGAGUCUUAUUCGUACAGUCUCCAAUUGUCCUAAUUGUAAAGGACGAAGUUUAGCAUGGAAUCCUGCGAGAAUCGUUGACAAAUACAGUUGGUCUUGCCCCAACUGUAUGAGAAAACAAUCCAUCAGGGAUAAUUCCUUUUUCUUGGGGAUAAAAUGUGAUUUGAAAAUGUGCCUUCAGUUGAUACUAGGAUGGUGUCAAAGAAUUCCCUGCGAAAUUACUGCUUCGUAUCUAGAUGUCAAGAAACACGUAGUAAGAAAGAUAUACGAGCGGUGCGACGAAGUUUCCGCAGUCUACGUGAAAAAGCAUCCGGAGGAUUGGUUACUAGGUGGCGAAAGUGCAAUAUUGAUAGUGGAUGAAUUUCCCAAUGGCUAUAUGACAGAGCAUCAACCAGAUGUGAAUUCUGCAAAGAAGCGCAAUAAUAACUCACACACCAUCAUAUGUAUCGCAGAAGUAAAUACUAUACCAACUCGCAUAUGGUUACAUAUGAUUGAAGCAAUAUCAGAGCCACAAAAGAUGGAGAAGCAACGAGCGGGAUUAAUAGACAGAUGUAGCAACAUGGUCGAAGAGGCUCUGAAGGAAAUGGUGCGACACACGAUACCAGGCAGUUACAUAGUAGCUAAUAAUCGCGCGUGUUGUUGCAGUUACGAAUCUUUGCGAAGCUUGAAGCAAUAUAAAGUUAUCAGUGUAGAACAACUACAGAAAUUCGAUCCACCUGGUAUGAGGAAACUUGUCGACAAUCUUGAGACGAUCUGGCAAAGCGCCGUCGAAAUCUGCGAGGAAGUUCAAGAAGCUACGCACACCUUAGGUCAACACAUCAUCGCCAGACAUUUAUGGAGACAGAAAUUUGGUAUGCCCCCUUCUACAGCGUUUCAAUAUAUGCUGAAUCAUAUCGCAGAAAAAUAUCGAUUUUCUCAAGGUUAGAGAUAUAGAGACUCGAUCGAGUCUUUUGCCAUAUCGUGAUCACGUCGUACAAAGCGUCGUACAAAGCGUCUCACUUUUUAAAGAUUGAAACGUUCGAUGAGCGUGAGUGACCGAACGAUCGACUGGAAUAUUGUACGUACGCGAAUCCCACAAGUUGCCUUAUUAAAUAUUUGCAUGUUCGCAAAAGAUGGAUCGUUGUUGAAUCGUCGUCGACGUACAAUAUGUGGGUCGUAAUGUAAUAAUUACAAAUAUUACUAUAUUAUCGAGUCUUCCAACUAUAUUAUUGAGAUAUUCGUAUUAUAUAAAACUUGUAUAAAAGUAUCAGUUGUGAGAUUUCAACCGUACGGAGUGUCUGAGGAAAAUACGCUAGAGCAAAAUGGACACAUUGUCGUCGGUGUUCGCAAAAAGCUGUACAUGAUGUGAUUUUCAGUUUUACAUCGACAUAUCAGAAGACACGAAUCUAUGACUUGAUAGCCAUUUCGGCUUUUAGAUUUGACCUCCAAAUAUUAUCGCAAAAAUCAUCCCGCGUAUAUCUUCUCUCUGCCAUCUCUGAGUUACUAUUGGUAAGAAUAUCGAAAGACUGAGAUUAACGCCAAGACAGAAUGUCGUUUCACACGAUAAAAAAAUUUAGCAAUAUUAGAAGAUUGAUAUAAAAUGAUUGCAACAGCAUAUAUAUAUAUAUAUAUGCGUAUGUAUGUUAUACGUCGCUCUAGCGUCGUUACAGGUGAAAUAUUUUUAUACGUUCAUGUAUAAAGCGAUCGAAUAUAUUGUAUUUUUCAUGCAUGAACUUUGGUUAAUUUGCUACAUUGUUUCAUCGUGGAAUAAUAAGAGAAAUAUAUUUUGUACGUUUUUCUAUAUACGAGUAAGGGAACGAGUAAUUUUUACAGCAAAUAAACACACCCACACACACACACACACACACACAAUACUGAAAAUAAAAAUAUCAACAUCGUAUGAUACACAAACAGAAGAAUAGAGAGCGAUUCAUAUGUUGACUUCGCUACGUAGAUGUUACAUAUGAUGUUGUAAUUUCCAUUUUCAAUAGCGUGUUUUUUUUAUACAAGUUUUUACUUUUUAAGAAAUAUUAAUCAUCGUGAUCGUAACAUAUAAUAAAUUCCUCCGUAUUGUUUGAAGUUUUUUUUUCCAGACGUUCCCAAAUGUUGACAUAUGCACUAAUUGAAUGUGUAAUAUUACGUUUCAUAUAUUUCAUAUGCAUAUUGUUUUUAUUGGAGAGAACGUUCGUUUAUAUCGAUACAACGUUACGUAAACACGUAUUUUAUUUCUACCGUUGGAUGCAAUCGUAUAAGAUAUAGAAUGGCCUGACAAUCAUGGCAUGCGAUAUUUAUAUGUGAUACAAAACAUGAAACUUUCCGAUGUUUGCGAUAAAAUGGAAUAGUUAUCGAAAAAUCACAGUUAACAGUUAAGUAAUUAAUUUUAUUCACUUAUAAACCACUUUAAUAAACAAAUCGAUAUUCAUCCUUACUCACCCCCCUUUAAUCAUUUUGACAUAUAUGAUCAAAAUCAUGAUCCUAAGUAACACGCAAUAAAGUUUCAGCCGUCGCCGUAGUUUGUUUAAAUUAUUAACGACAAAAAAGUUUGAAAAAUAUGAUGUACCCUUACUUACCCCACCACGUCCUCGUUUUGCAAACAACCAUGAAAAAUUUCAAGUUAUUAAUUAUUCAAAAUGAAUACCGACUCCUUUAAUUAAUAACUCAAAAACUUGCUUUAUUUGUUACUUGUGUUAUUUGCAAAAUGGUUAAAAAUUUUUUGUUUAAAGUAGUGUAUACGACAACUGUUGUAUCUAGCAACAGUAUAUUUUUAAUCUGUCGCUAAAUUCAAUAGUAACAAUAGCUGUGUAUAAUACUUGUAGAUUAGGCAACUUCCCUCGUAGCAUCGAAUAUUGCGGUAAGAUUAUAAGGAGGUUACAACUUUUAAGGCUCCUGGAUAAUCGCUAUUUCUGUCCUUAGAUGACGUCAGAAGCGAGAAAAAUCAUGCCAAUCUAUAUGACAGUAUAUGUGGAAAUAAAAGAAUAUACGCGCAAAAUAACACGCGUAAUCGCACAUUUAUAAAAAUGUUUUUUUUCUUGGGAGAUUCCCAAGGAAUGAUUCUAAUUGACUACUUGAAAAAGGACAAAACAAUAACAGAAGAGUAUUAUGCAACAUUAUUCGAUCGUUUGAAAGAAGAGCUGAAAAAUAAGCAGAUUUAUGCGCAAAAAGUAUUCUUCCAUUCUUCAUAUAGAAUACAUUUCAAUGCUUCCAUCACUGAUAUAUUAAGUAUAUCUGGAAUACAUCAGAGGAACUCAUUUGCACACAAUUGUCUUCGAUUGAUUACUCUUUGUAUAUUGUUUCUUUUUUUAUUAAGAACACGUUUUACAAAGCAAAAUCUUACGACGGUGGAAGUGUUGAAUGUUGGUGAAGCUGAAGACUACCGAGUUAGUGUUGGUUGAUAUAUUUUAACGAGCUUCUGGAAAGGUGAGUGCGGAUAAGGAUAUCGACACAUUAAUAUAAAAAGUACUCUUUGAGUGACAGCGUGAAUAUUAGGCCGGCACAUUCAUUCGUCCAUUCGUUCCUUCAACCAUUCAUUCGAUCGAUAGGUCGGUCAGUCUGUCGGUCGGUCGGUAAGUCGGUCGGUCCGUCAGUCGAACAGGCAGGCGGCAGAUAUUUUUCUAUAUACGCGCGAAUACACUGCACUUUCAUAUGUAGUAGGCAUUUGAAAGCUAAACUUUUUUUUUCUUUCUAGACGUAGUGAAAAAUAGUGCAAAAAAAGAUCACUGGUAUUGUACAAAUGUUUUAUACAAUAUACACGCAUUACCGCUUGACGCAAUAAACGCAAUAGCGCUAUCUUCCUGUUAACGAAUGCGCACACAGAGAAGAAACAAUUUUCUAUGUUGAAGUUGCGCGCGAUUAACGUCAUUAAGUAGCAGUUUCCGCGAGUCCUCGAUUUAGUCGUUAAGUAUCUCAUGCACACACAGAUGCAACUCGCAUUUGCCUCGGACUCGUUGAUCUCUAAUAGUACAAGUGCACACGCCAUAAAUAUAUACUAUAAUUACAGAUCAAUUCCGAAUGAUCCGAAUAUUAACUACCUUUUCCUUUCGAUGAUUGUAACAAGAAGAUAACAACGGAAGAGCGUAUCGAGGAAUAUAGCAAAGAUGGUAAACUCAUAUAACCAACCUAUAUAACGAAGUUGUGUGUGUGUGUGUGUGUGUGUGUGUGUGUGUGUGUGUGUGCGCGUGCGUGCGUGCGUGCGUGCGUGCGUGCGUGCGUGCGUGCGUGCGUGCGUGCGUGCGCGGGUUGUGUGUGUGUGCACAUAUUGAGAGAAAUCCCUCUCCUACCCUCUUUCAUAUUCCCUCACACGCGCACGCGCAUACACACCCAUUCAAAAACUGUUAUACGAUAUAGUCCAACGUAAUAAGAAGCAGCAAUUCCAUAUUAUGAAUAGAUUUAUCUAUAAACUUCUGCUUGACAGUUAAUUAAUAUUGAUCCACAAAGUGAAAUUAACACUUCUUUUGUGUGUGUGUGUGUGUGUGUGUGUGUGUGUGUGUGUGUGUGUGNGUGUGUGUGUGUGUGUGUGUGUGUGAAUCAUUUUAUAUAUCGAUCCGGAAACUACUACAUUUUUACGAGAACAAAGUCUGCCACAACCAUCGUUAUUUGCAAAUCGCGCGAAUAUGUUUGAAUCUUAUAAAAUAUUUACAAAUGAGAUCGAUAUUAAAAGAAAUGAGCAAUCACCUUUAUAUUUUUAAUAUUCUCUUGCGUGCAUAGAGAAAGGCGCAGUUCCAAGAUUUUACAACAAAAAGGUGUUAUUGUACCACAUCUUGCUCAGCCGAUGGAAACGUUAACGUAUUACAAUAUGAUACUACUAUAAUAAUAGUAUAUACUGGCAGACAAAUAAGAUAGUUUGGCAGGCAUGGCGAACG